GUUCUACCGUGUGGCAAAUAUUUUGUUGUUAAUUUGUUUUGUGGGGAAGAGACAGCGAUCGAGCAGAGGUGAGGUGUGGGCGGAAUGAAGCCAGACGAGGAGAUGGGGCCGGACUACCGGGGUUUCGAGGUCGAGACGGACGACGAGGACAACGAAGCGCAGCAGCACGACGACUGCCCCCACUCUUCUUCCUCCUCUUCGUCCUCCCCCUCCGCUCACUCGUCCUAUUAUUCCCGACAUCAUGCAGGAGAGCCCUGCUCUUAUCAGCCCAGUUGGCCCCAGAGCUACAGGCAGUCUCUUGAUAUAUUGGCCAGCGUUCCUUCACCCAACGUUGGGUUCAUGGCGGGGUCCAGCUUGGUUCGGGCGGGCAGCUCUUUCUUCAGGUGUUCGACGCUGGCCCCAUCAGCACCAGAGGAGGUGCCCUCUCUCACCAAGCCACUCAUCUACCCCGGCUCGGACCAUCCUUGGCCUCCACCCUAUGCUCCCCUCCCUUCCACUCCAUCAAAGGGUUCCUUCGGUGCAUACUCCUACCGUGACUUGCCUCCCUCACCACAGUGCUCUACAGCUCAAGCAAUCGUCAAUGGAAUUAAUGUUCUAUGUGGAGUUGGAAUCCUUACAACCCCUUAUGCAGUCAAAGAAGGUGGAUGGUUGGGCAUGCUGGUGCUGUUUGCAUUGGGUGCCAUCUCAUGCUACACUGGGGUCUUGCUAAAGAGAUGCUUGGAUAGCUCCCCAGAGCUCCAGACAUAUCCUGACAUCGGACAGGCGGCAUUUGGAAUGACCGGUCGUUUAUGGAUAUCAAUAGUCCUUUACCUAGAGCUUUAUGCAAGUUGCGUCGAGUACAUAACUCUAGUGGGUGAUAGCUUGUCAUCAUUGUUUCCCCAUGCCCAUGUAAAUUUCAUGGGGGUUGAUUUGAGUUCUCACCAGCUCUUUGCUGUAACAACAGCCAUCAUGGUUCUUCCAACAGUGUGGCUCAGAAACCUUGGUUUGCUGUCCUACCUUUCAGCUGGUGGUGUGAUUGCAACUAUACUGGUUGUGAUCUGCUUGCUUUGGGUGGGUGCGGUGGAUCGAGUCGGGUUCCAUCCAGGUGGGACUGCAUUGGAUCUUGCAAACCUUCCAGUGGCAAUUGGGUUAUAUGGCUUCUGCUAUUCAGGGCAUUCUGUUUUCCCAAACAUAUAUUCUUCUAUGAAUAUACAGGCACAAUUUCCAGCAGUUCUGAUUUUCUGUUUUGCCCUGUGCACCAUUCUGUAUGCUGGGGUAGCGGUGGCAGGUUUUCUGAUGUUUGGCGAGUCUAUUAAGUCUCAGUUUACGCUAAAUAUGCCUCAUCAGUAUCUGUCCUCUAAAAUUGCUGUUUGGACUACGGUUGUAAAUCCUCUCUCGAAAUACGCCUUAACUAUGACUCCAGUUGCAUUGAGUCUAGAGGAGCUUUUACCUUCGACUGAACAAUCUCAUUUGGUUGCGGUGUUGAUUAGAACAGUUCUGGUUUUCUCGACAUUGUUCGUGGCGCUAUUGUUUCCAUUUUUUGGAUUUGUAAUGGCAUUGCUUGGAUCUGUUUUCACAAUGUUAGUGGCUCUUAUUUUACCGUGUGCAUGCUAUCUCAGCAUUCAGCGCAGAUCAGUAAAUUUUACACAGGUUUUUGUUUGCAUUUCAAUUAUCAUGGUGGGAGUGGUAUGCUCUUGCUUUGGUUCAUACAGCUCAAUCAAGCAGAUACUUGACCGUAAAGGGCAUUAGGUUCCUUGCAAGCAUUUAUUUUAUUCAUUCAAGUGCUGAAGCGGGCCAAAGUUCCGAAGCUGUCAGCGGCAGGCCAAUAGCAAAUAAUAUAAAUGAAUUAGCACCAAUCAAGUGGUGAUGGACCAAAUGGAACAGAUAAGCCGCUUGAUCUGUAUGCUCUUUUCAUGCAAAUCCCGUGAAUGCGAUUCUUCGAUCCUGUAUACCAGUUUUCUAAUGAUGCAGGAAUCAGUUUCUUCAAGCUUGUUUAAUAUUUGUAUUCAUACUAGAAGUAUAUAAGUCAUCCGUUGUAGCAAAAAAAAAAGAAAAAGCAGCAGCUUGUCCAACAUAUCCAUGCACCUUUUUGAUCAAGUUUCGUUGUAGCAAAAAAAAAAAAAAAAAAAGGCUUAUCUAGCAUAUCCAUGCACCUUUUUGAUCAAGUUUCGGUUUUAAGCACCUAAUGUUAUUCUUCCAAAGAUGUUUAUAUCAUGAAUGAGAGGCACUUCAAUAUUGAACAUAUA
This is a messenger RNA of Phoenix dactylifera (date palm), 2225 nucleotides long. Its product is annotated as amino acid transporter AVT1C-like. Lineage: Eukaryota; Viridiplantae; Streptophyta; Magnoliopsida; Arecales; Arecaceae. The record is from RefSeq and is a predicted model, not a curated record.